AAUUUUGACGAAUGGUGGUUUGGCAGAGGGUUUGCGAAUUGCGAUGAUGAGUCAAAUAGGGCGGAGGAGCGAAUCAGAAAUGGCGAAUCGCACCAUUCACAGCACCACACAACUUGGGAAACCCAUGGUUGCUCUCAUUUGCGGUUCUUUGGUAUAUUACCACUGCGCCUUUCGAAACUCCAGCCUCCUCUCCCUCGUUGCCGACGUUUUCAUCGUUCUCCUCUGCUCCCUCGCCAUUCUCGGCCUUCUCUUCCGCCAUAUGAACAUCUCGGUACCGGUGGAUCCGCUUGAGUGGCAAAUAUCGCAGGAUACUGCUAAUGGUUUGGUUGCUUGGUUAGCCAAUACCAUUGGUGCUGCUGAGUCUGUUCUUAGGGUGGCAGCAACGGGGCAUGACAAGAGGCUUUUUCUCAAGGUCGUUGUUUGCCUUUAUGCUCUCUCUGUGCUGGGAAGAUUGGUUUCAGGUGUUACAGUUGCCUACACUGGUUUAUGCAUGUUGUGCGUAUACAUGGUGUUGGAGAAUUCUGAGUCAACCAGUGGUUCCGUUUUUCCUUUUUCAAGGAGAGGAAACGACCCCACUUCGCACCAAGAUGCCAUCUAGUCUUCUUCGCUGCUUACUGUAGAUAUCUCUGUGAAUAUUAUAUUAUAUUAUCUACAAUUGUUUGUUCAGGUGGAGUAAUAAAUUUAUUUGAUGGAAAAAGAUUUAUUUUUCCAUCUUCGACUUUUAGAGAGGCAAGUAAUGAUCUAACCGAUUGAACUAUGGGGAUAUUGGUUAAGUAUUCUGGCACUUUCUAGGCAAAAUGCCUUGGAGAAACUUAAAAGGGAUGAAACAUGUUUACAAGUAUUGGAAUGCAUCAAUGGUUUUACUCUUAAAGCUAAUGAAUUAUUUUGCAACUUGUACUCUUAAAA
Momordica charantia (bitter melon) is the source of this 906-nucleotide messenger RNA. RefSeq names its product reticulon-like protein B22. The record is from RefSeq and is a predicted model, not a curated record. Lineage: Eukaryota; Viridiplantae; Streptophyta; Magnoliopsida; Cucurbitales; Cucurbitaceae.